Heterobilharzia americana is the source of this 1666-nucleotide messenger RNA. The record is from the annotation of a GenBank genome assembly. Lineage: Eukaryota; Metazoa; Platyhelminthes; Trematoda; Strigeidida; Schistosomatidae.
AUUAAAAGCGGAAGGACAAGCUUUGUGCUACUCAAGUUGUGUGGCGCAUUCGAAACCUUGCUCAUCCGCUUUUUAGUUUCGGCUUUUAUACUGCCCUGUCUCUUCGUUAUCAAGCCCUACAGUUUUUUCUUGUGGUCACCACUAAACUCACACUCCUCUACUCGUCCCCUGCAACAAAGUACCUACUUACAGGCUGGACAAAAACCUAUCAACAGUUAGUCGUCACAGUGAAUCUAAAGAAGACGUAAACACUUACUCAUUAACAAUAUAGAACGUCAUAAAAUGCCAAUAUACAUGUAUCCUGCAGUUGCUGCACCUGAUCGGCAUUCUAUUGACUAUGUUUCACAGGGUCACCCGGAGGGACCAUCAGGUGUCCAACAGGGUUCUGCUGUUGUUCCAGGAGAGAUAGUUUUCUCUUCAGCUGCAAACCUGAUUACUGGCCAUGGGACGUAUCGUAGUGCAGAUGUAUCAUCUGAUACAGUAGAUGGUAGUGCUGGUGCGAAUUUGGCUUCAGUUAUUCACUCACACACCGACCCUUUGCUUAAAGGAGGCUCAGGCACCCAUGUAAGCAAUAUACACACUUCCCUUACUGGACGUGUGAGAAUAGUUAACAAACUUGUGUAUGUUGAGCCACCGAAAGCUCGAUAUUUUGGCAAUGUUGGAGAUACAGUAGUUGGCCGCAUUGUAGAGGUUGAGCAACGUCGUUGGCGUGUUGAUGUCAAUUCUUCUCUCUUGGCCAACUUAGCUUUGGCUAAUGUGAAACUACCUGGUGGUGAACUUCGUCGAAAAUCCGAAGAUGAUGAACGCGCUAUGCGGUCUUUCAUGAAGGAAGGUGAUCUCAUUGUCGCUGAAGUUCAUGAAGUUUAUAAAGAUGGAACAUUACAGCUCCAUAUGCCAGGUACUAGGACUGGUAAAUUAGGAGGUGGUUGCCUAUUGCAUAUUCCACCUAGUCUUAUCAAACGUCAGAAGAUUCAUCGACAUCGUCUGGCAGUUCCACGAGUUAAUGCACUUGAUGGUUCUUUGACAUCAUCGUCUACUGAUGUUAUUUCUGUUGGCCUUAUCUUGGGCUGUAAUGGAUAUGUUUGGACAGGUCCGGCAAGAGCUAUGGAUAUAGGCCUUGGUUUAGCAGCACCAGUUGAGGCAGAUUUAAAUAUGAUCAAUCAAAAAGAACUAUUAGCUGAACGCAUUGCAGUUUGUCGAGUACGUAACUGUAUUUUAGCCCUAACACAAAAUGGAAUACCGGUAUGGGAAACAAGCGUACUUACUGCUUGUGAAGCCAGUUGGGUAGCUGAUCAGCAAAAUGAAGACGAAGAUGAUGAAUAUCAGAUGGAUUUUGAGACCGAUAUUAGUGGUAAUCCUCCAGGUAACAAAGUUCGUAACCGAAUUGCUCGUCUUCUGCAUCCGGAAGUUGCUCGUCGUCUUGUUUCUCUUGUUGAAGCUAAGUUGAAAUCAGAUUAUUAAUUUUGUACGAACGAUGAGAUGAAAAUUUUGUACAUAAAACUUAAAUUUCAGUAGUUUUACCGUAAUAUACUGAAUUCGGUCAUUUUCCGGGGAUAGUCUGUUUGGGUUACCUUUGUUAGCAGGCAGAUAGUUACGUAUGUGUUAAAAAAAAUUGAUGUGAUUUUUAUGAACAUACACUACUUAUAUCGUUCGCAAGACUUGCGUU